UCCACAUCCUGUUCUGCUGCUCUUCUGCUCUAUCUGCUAUCUGCUAUAUAUUCUGCUGCAUUCUAUCCUGCAUUUUCACUUUGGACGUCUUCAGCCUCCCAGUCCAAGCCAGUGUUCAACUGGAUUUGGCAUCUUUGUCGCAGCUUGAAGACCUGGCCUUUAUCCCAUUCUUCGCACGAUAGUUAUAUACCAACAUGGCUACUCCUACCGUAUCUACUCCCGUGAAGACUCAUCAUGGGAUCUUUUCCACGAAGACUGCCGGUGGUCGCAUGCCUCUGACGCCGUCCCCCCGCAGACGCGACAGUGUGGCAUCGAACCACUCCUCCCCCUUCACUCCUCAAUGCGGAAAUGGGGAGACAGGCAAAGAAUUCGGCAAGUCUGUCUAUGGCGGUAAUCUUUCCUCCUACUUUGCCAAGUCUGUGUCGAAGCCGGCGCGCAAGUACCGCGAAUCUCCCAAAUCCAACCUUUCUACCGCCCGCAGCUACCGGGAGUCUCCUAAAUCCAACAUUGCCCGCAAUCGUUCUCGCAAGUCCCCGAAGCACCUUGAGCUAGGAGUUUCCGAGUGGUCUUUGACGGGUACUGGUCCUCCAUCGUCACAGACCCCCUCCAAGGAGCGACUACGCAAGGAAGUUGCUCGGAAGGAAGUUACCAGGGAGAAGGUUGCUCGGAAAGAGGAGAUCCGGACGACACGAACGACGAGGUCGGGAAAGACCACUGUGCGUAUUGCACACAACGCUGGUGACAGAUUCAUUCCCAACCGCACAGCUAGUGAAGGACUUGUGACUGCUGGAACAGCCAAGCCCGAGGAGAGUCAGCGUCCCAAGAGCACAAGCAGCGAGGGAUCAUCCGUUCUGGCGAAUGCUGCGAGCGCUUUUGAUAUUGGGGGCCGUGGAAGCGAGGAAGACCUUACCGCUGCGCUCGAGAGCCUUGGAAUCGAUGAUAGCGAGUCUACGACGUCCUACACUAAGCCCGCACCUGAUGCUGUUGCCUACGAAUCAUCGCUGGCGGACGCUUGCGGAGUGAAUUUAAACACUCGCAUUCUGGCUUUCAAGCCACCUCCUCCUGAAUCCUCUAAGCCUAUUGACCUGCGCGCUCAAUACAACCGUCCUCUCAAGUCUGCCAAGUCUCAGUCCGCUCAAUUCCGCAGAAGGGUACAGACUGCCCCUGAGCGUGUCCUAGACGCUCCUGGUCUGCUGGAUGAUUACUACCUCAAUCUUCUGGACUGGAGCUCCGGUAAUCAGGUUGCUAUCGGCCUGGAGCGUAACGUUUACGUCUGGUCUGCCGACUCUGGAACUGUCAGCUGCUUGCUGGAGGCUCCCUCUGAUACCUAUGUGAGCAGUGUCAAGUGGAGCGGAGAUGGUGCGUAUGUCGGUGUCGGCCUGGGUACUGGUGAGGUCCAGAUCUGGGAUGUCGAGGAAGGAACCAAGCUUCGCAGCAUGUUCGGCCACGACUCGCGUGUUGGCGUCAUGGGAUGGUCCAAGCACACCCUAUCCACCGGCGCACGCAGCGGGCUGGUCUUCAACCACGAUGUCCGCAUCGCCCAGCACAAGGUUGCCGAGCUGGUCUCGCACACCUCGGAGGUCUGUGGAUUGGAGUGGAGACCCGACGGUGCCCAGCUCGCGACGGGAGGUAACGACAACCUGGUCAACAUCUGGGACGCUCGUUCCCUCAGCGCGCCCAAGUUCACCAAGACCAACCACCGCGCCGCCGUCAAGGCUCUCAGUUGGUGCCCCUGGCAAUUGAACCUGCUUGCCACUGGCGGUGGCUCCUACGACCGCCACAUCCACUUCUGGAACACCACCACCGGUGCGCGUACCAACAGCAUUGACACCGGCUCUCAAGUCACGAGCUUGCGGUGGAGCAACCACUACCGCGAGAUUGUCAGCUCUAGCGGUUUCCCCGAUAACUCCCUCAGCAUCUGGAGCUACCCGACUUUGGUCCGGAACGUGGAGAUUCCUGCGCACGAGACCCGUGUCCUGCACAGUUGCUUGAGCCCCGACGGUCAGCUUCUGGCCACCGCUGCCGCUGACGAGAGUUUGAAGUUCUGGAAGAUCUUCGAGCGCAAACCUGGAACCAGCGCCGCGGCGUCCCGCGAAGGUGGUGUUGGCAGCAAGGCGCAGAUGACCAAGUCCAUGACUAUCCGGUAGAUCCGUUUGGACCUUUCCUCCUUUUUUAUAUGUUGCGUUUUUCAUUUUCUAUCGUAGACCGGCGUUUGUCUCGAUACCACGUGCUUCUUGGGAAUUUGUUUGUACAGCGGAGAGUCAGCGGAGUCUUGGAGUUCUACGGAAGGAUGGGAUAUGGUAGGGCGCUGUGAUCUAGAUUGACAGUCAGGUCUGUUGUGUUCGUGGUUCUUGUAUAGAUUGGAAAC
Messenger RNA from Aspergillus saccharolyticus JOP 1030-1, 2368 nucleotides. Its product is annotated as WD40 repeat domain-containing protein. Gene Ontology annotation, molecular function: anaphase-promoting complex binding; ubiquitin ligase activator activity; protein binding. The record is from RefSeq and is a predicted model, not a curated record. NCBI's taxonomy places the organism in Eukaryota, Fungi, Ascomycota, Eurotiomycetes, Eurotiales, Aspergillaceae. The transcript has a single exon. Gene Ontology annotation, biological process: anaphase-promoting complex-dependent catabolic process; positive regulation of ubiquitin protein ligase activity; positive regulation of anaphase-promoting complex-dependent catabolic process. Gene Ontology annotation, cellular component: anaphase-promoting complex. The coding region runs from base 195 to 2147 and encodes 650 amino acids.